Prorocentrum cordatum is the source of this 401-nucleotide messenger RNA. The record is from the annotation of a GenBank genome assembly. NCBI's taxonomy places the organism in Eukaryota, Dinophyceae, Prorocentrales, Prorocentraceae.
GACGCGGGGCCGCGCGGUGCCGUCCUCCGAGAGUGCCACGGCGCGCACCGGGCGCCGCACGGCUGCGGGGCGCGCCGCCCCUCGGUGGCCCCCCUCUCCCGAAGGGCUCGAGGGGGGCAGCCCCGCCUCGGCCCCCAUGCGCGGCGCGGGGAGCGGAUGCGCGAUGAGGGCCGGGAGGCCGCGGCCGCCGCCUCCCGGCCGCACGCCCCGGCGGGCCCCCCGGGCGUGUCGCUCCGCCGCCGCGCCUGCGGGGGCGGCAGCCUCGACGCGGCGGCGGCGGCCGCCGCCGCUGCCCUGGCGGGCUCUGGCGGCGGCAGCCCCGAGCCCCCGCCGGGCGUCGGCGAGGGGGGCGCGGCGGGCGUGCCCGCGGGGGGCGAGGCCUCGCCGCGGCGCGCCGAGGC